CCCAUACAAGUCCGGCACAUGCCAAACCAGAGCAGCCCAAUGCAGCGCCGGGACGAAAUAUUUUUUGCCCUCGGCAUAUAUAAUGAAUCAAUCACUUCCGCUCUUUCUCUCAUCGGAUCAUGGCGGACCACAGCGCCGGAGAUGACGAGACUGACGUUGAACGGCAGCUGGAAGCGCACUUGGAAGAGCAGAGAGAUUCUUUGUCGACAGUCAAGGAGGCCCUCGCUACUGACCCCACCAAUCCAGAGCUUAUCGGGGUUCUUGAAGAACUUCAGAUGGCAAUCAAGGAUGCAGAAGAGGGACUACUUCAUCUAAAGCGUUCUAGAUUGCUGAAGGAAGCUGAUGCAAUUUUUGGCCAAGAAUUUGAAUCCUUGGAGGAGGAGGAUGUAAAGGUGGAACCACUGGAUUCAAAACAUAGUUUUCUAGAACCUUCUGAAUCAGGAACUUAUUCUAUCGGAUCAAAGUGUAGAUUCCGCCAUAGUGAUGGACGUUGGUAUAAUGGUCAUAUAGUGGCUCUUGAUGGUGGUAAUACUGCCAGGAUCUCAUUUCUCAAUCCUACUUCUGAAAGCAUGUUGAUGUGCAAGUUCUUUCUACGGCAACGAUGUCGUUUUGGUAGUAACUGCCGCAUGUCUCAUGGAUUUAGCAUACCAUUUUCAUCGCUGAAGCCUUACAUUCCGGCCUCAUGGUGUGAGUCUUUGGUUGGUUCCAACAUAUGGGCUAUAUCGGAAGGCCAUUCGAACAUUUGGAGGAGAGCGGAGCUCGAAGCCUGGGACGACAAACUAUGCUUGGGUCAGGUUAUUUUUCAGGAUGAUGGAAGCUCGGCCUCACUCUGCAGCGAAGCUCUCUCCAUGUCAGAGUAUGCUGAUGUAACCUCCUCCUCAGACGGUGAUGAUGAAGACAGUCUCAGCAAUGAGAGCUCCAGCUCCAGCGAUGAAGACAAUUUUGCGAAUGGAUCAGUUCAUCGAGGCAUCGGGUUUUUGGAAUCCUCUGCUUCUCUAAGAGGAAUUCAGACUGAAACUGCCGUAUUUGCGAAAUGGGAACAUCACACGAGGGGCAUUGCAUCAAAAAUGAUGGCCAACAUGGGAUACCGUAAAGGCAUGGGAUUAGGUGCCGCAGGUCAAGGAACUUUGGAUCCAAUAUCUGUUAGAGUUCUUCCUUCAAGACAAUCGCUCGACCAUGCUCUUGCGUCGAACGAGAAAGAAGAAAAUAGUGUUGGCAGAGGUAGAAAAAGGAGUAGAGGAGGCAGAAGGAAGCAGGAGAAGAAGAUUGCAGAAGCAGAAAGAGUUGCUAAAGCUGAAGAGGAAGAGGAAACAGAUGUUUUUAGCUUUAUUAAUAAUCAUCUCACUGGGCUUAAUGCUGCUUCCAGCAAUGUAGGGAGUAAAGUGAAGAGAAGGGUUGGAGAUUCAGAAGAUAAGGUAAAGGUUGAGGAUAGAAGAUCAUUGGUCGCUUAUGAGGAUGAAGUGAAAGAGUUAAGAAUUCGUGUCGAGAAGAUCGAAGAAAUGGUGAAUCGGAAUCGAAAGGAGAAGGCGGUUUUCGAGGCUGCAUCUAGGAAAUUGGUUGAGGCACGGAAGUUGCUUGCAGAUGCUGAGGCGGCUCAUGUGUCGGCCUCUAAUGCUGUUAUGAGCAAGGAGAAGGAAAAGAGAUGGCUCAAAUUUUAGAAAUUAAUUUUAUUUUUGUAAGUUUUAAAUUCAAUGUUGUUGCAGGAUUUGAUAUGUACAUGUUAUAAGUAGGGGUGUGUACUAUCUAAUCAAAACCGAAAUCCAAACCUUC
Molecule: messenger RNA, 1770 nt
Organism: Phalaenopsis equestris
Lineage: Eukaryota; Viridiplantae; Streptophyta; Magnoliopsida; Asparagales; Orchidaceae
Product: zinc finger CCCH domain-containing protein 18
Exons: 4
Coding region: 120-1658 (512 amino acids)
Molecular function (GO): metal ion binding; nucleic acid binding
Source: RefSeq, a predicted model, not a curated record